Molecule: messenger RNA, 334 nt
Organism: Dentiscutata heterogama
Lineage: Eukaryota; Fungi; Glomeromycota; Glomeromycetes; Diversisporales; Gigasporaceae
Source: the annotation of a GenBank genome assembly
CAAACCUAGAUAUUCUGCAAGUCAAGGCCUUGUAGAAAGAGCAAAUGGAAUUCUUAAAAUAAAGUUAAGAAAAACAUAUAAUAAAAAACUUUAUAAGCUUGUAUUUGAUGGAUUACUACAUGGAUAUUCUGUAGUGCUUGAUUACUUGUUUGAAACAAGUAUAUUCUUAGAAGAUAAAAUCCCAAAUGAAUUUGGGUUAGAAAAUAUUCAAGAGUCAAUUAAUGAUUUAGAUGAUUUAAUUGAUAAUACCAAUAGUGUACCUUUAAUAAAAAUUGAGUUUGCAAGUAGUUCCACAAGUUUAAAUCAAGAUUUAAGUCUAAAUAAUGAAAACUAA